Podarcis muralis (Common wall lizard) is the source of this 2875-nucleotide messenger RNA. RefSeq names its product carbohydrate sulfotransferase 15 (gene CHST15). The record is from RefSeq and is a predicted model, not a curated record. Gene Ontology annotation, molecular function: N-acetylgalactosamine 4-sulfate 6-O-sulfotransferase activity. Gene Ontology annotation, biological process: hexose biosynthetic process. NCBI's taxonomy places the organism in Eukaryota, Metazoa, Chordata, Lepidosauria, Squamata, Lacertidae.
GCCCCUCCUUUCCCUCAGCCGCUGCCCGGCGUGUGGUGCAGAGAGCGGCUUCGCGAGCGAACAAGCGGCUGGAGGCGCGACAGCACCGCCGCCAGCCGGAGCCGGGAGGCUUAGGCUGCGCUGCCUGCGAAGCGGAGCGAACUCCUCGACCCUCCUCCUCCUCCUCCCCAUCCCGCCGUCCCCUCGUCAGGAAAGUGCGAGGAGGAGAAGAAAGGGGCGAACAAGAGCGAGGUUACACAACAGAAUCCUCUGAAGUGAUUAUAAAAAUGAAGACCUCCAGAUCAUUUCUCUGUCUUGGAACCUACAUUUUAAAGGAAUAUAUUUAAAUCUCAAGAAGAACCUAUUCUCUCACAUACCUAAAUUUGUUUAAUUUUGAUGAAAGGACAAUGAGCUACUUUUGUUUUUUGUGUCUCUUCACUCUGUACAGUGAAAUCCCACUCUCCUCAUUUUGUUCAAUGGGAAAAACCUGAAGUCAUCAUCAUCAACUUAAAAAGAAAAUUUUGUAUGUCCAGAUCAAGUAUAAUGUGCCUCUAAUACAUUGCCAUAUUAUUUUCAGUAGUUGCCAUCUAUUUUGGUUAGUCUGAUUUUAAAUAUAUAUAUAUAUAUACUGAUUUGACAAAGUUUCUGGAUUGCUUGUAGAAAGUGACUUUCAUCCAUUUGAAAUGGCUCCUUACACCAAUUCUUUAAUGAUACUAAUAUGAAGCAUUGCAUUCAACGUUGCAUAGCAUUGUUAUCAAAUGACUUGCACAGACAGUGUUUCAAGUGCCAGCGGCCAACUCACAAUAUUAAAGAGUGUCCUUCUCUGUGCAGAGAUAAAAAUAAAGUUCUGUUGCACGUGGAUAGCAAACAGAUGAACUUGCUUGCAGUGCUAGAAGUAAGGACUUAUCACAGUGAAAGCUGGACUGGAUUGUUUUGCUUGAAGAAAGGAAAACUAUGCAGUUUAAUGUUUGGAUUAUUAAUAAUGAUGCUAGUGAUGGCAUCCUAUAUACUGACUGGAGCUAAACGUGGCCUCUUGCUGAUGCAGCCAGCACUACGAUAUGGAGCUUUUACUAGCAGUUCAAACUUAAUGGACAAUGAGAGCCUCUGUGAUAUGAAAGACCAUUACCAAACAUCUAAAAUGAAUAUUUCAUAUGCAAAGGAUUAUCCAAGCAUUAAAGUAAUUAUUGACACAAUUACUACAAACAUUGAGUUUAUAACUAGACAUCUUCCAGACUUAGAAGAUUUGAAGAAACAAGAGAUGCAUAUGUUCUCCGUAAUUCCUAACAAGUUUCUUCCAAACAGCAAGAAUCCUUGUUGGUAUGAAGAAUACAAAGGAAACACUACUAGGGAUCCUUAUGCUACAAACUCAUAUGCAUUGUAUUCCAAACGUUUUAGGACAAUAUUUGAUUACCUUAGAAAGGUGUUUUGGAGCCAUUUGUAUCAUUACAAGGAGAAGCACUACCGGCUACGCUGCCUUCCCCAUUUCUACAUCAUAGGCCAGCCAAAGUGCGGAACAACAGACCUUUAUGAUAGGCUCAGGUUACAUCCUGAUGUGAGAUUCUCAGCAAUUAAGGAGCCUCACUGGUGGACAAGGAAAAGGUUUGGGAUAAUUCGUCUGAGGGAUGGAUUUCAUGAUCGCUACCCAGUGGAAGAUUACCUGGACUUGUUUGACCUGGCUGCUCAUCAGAUUCAGAGUGUGUUGCAGGGGGACAAUGCGAAAGACUCCAGCAAGAUAAUUAUUGGAGAGGCGAGUGCUUCGACAAUGUGGGACAACAAUGCUUGGAUUUUCUUCUAUGACAACAGUACAGAAGGGGAGCCUCCAUUCUUAAUACAGGACUUCAUCCAUGCCUUCCAGCCAAAUGCAAAGCUGAUUGUUAUGCUUAGGGAUCCUGUUGAAAGAUUGUAUUCUGAUUAUCUUUACUUUGCAAGUGCUAACAAAUCUGUAGAAGACUUCCAUGAAAAAGUGGCUGAAUCACUGCAGCUCUUUGAAAAUUGCCUGGCAGAUUACUCCCUGAGAGCCUGUGUGUACAACAACACCAUUAACAAUGCCAUGCCCGUAAGGCUCCAAGUUGGUCUGUAUGUUGUUUUUCUCUUGGACUGGCUGACAGUUUUUAAUAAAGAUCAAAUACUAGUUCUCCGCUUGGAGGAUCAUGCAUCCAACGUUAAGUUUACUAUGCACAUGGUGUUCCAGUUUCUGGAUUUAGGUGCUCUAAGUGAAAAAGAAGAAGCUCUAAUUACCAAAAGUCCUGCAUCAAACACUAGGAGGCCUGAAGAUCGCAAUUUGGGCCCUAUGUUACCUAUCACAAAGGAAAUUCUACGAGAUUUCUAUCAGCCUUUCAACACAAAACUGGCUCAAGUUCUUUCUGAUGAAGCUUUUUUAUGGAAAAAAUCCUGAUGUGUCAAUUCCAGUACCACAAACACAGUGCUUGGGAUUAUUUUUAAAUCUUGUUUUCAGGUGUAAGCAAUUGCCCACUUUGAGACCAAGCAAGCCUACUGCAGUUAAAUCUUUGUCUCCACGUUCAGCAUACAAUAUGUCAACAAAGUUAUAUCAGAUUUGCCAUAGAAGAACAUAAAGCUCUAUCAAUGUCUUUUGUAAACUUUUCUCUCUCUCAGCAAACAGUGCGCCAAUAGCCUUGAUAUGAAGCAGUCUCGCAUUCUGUGGUUAUGGUUUUUGAAAUGCCAUUUUUAUGCUAUUGUUACAGUACAGAAAGCACUAGCCACCUAAAAAUGCACAUUCAUUCUAAUUUUUAAAAUAUGUCUCGCGUUCUUUUGAAACUAUUCAAAACAGCUUUUUAACCAUUAAAAGUUAAUUGAUUUUCAUCUGGAAGUCUGUUUUUAAUUUCAACAAACUCUUCAAUAUGUGUUCUCUUUGCCCAUAAUAAACCUAUUGAAUCUG